Molecule: messenger RNA, 903 nt
Organism: Ruditapes philippinarum (Manila clam)
Lineage: Eukaryota; Metazoa; Mollusca; Bivalvia; Venerida; Veneridae
Exons: 1
Coding region: 1-843 (280 amino acids)
Source: RefSeq, a predicted model, not a curated record
AUGACUGAAAAAAUUAACUACAAUGGUAAAAUAAUACAAAGUACUCCAAAGACUUCUUCCCUAGGUAGUCAUAGCUGGUGGAUGAAUUAUGGAAAUGAAACAAAAAGGAAAUUUAUCUCUAGUCCUGAAAUAUCAGAAAAGUCAUGUGCCAAAUGUGAGGACGAGAUUGUGGAAAAGAGCAAAGUUGAAUGCCAAAGCUGGAAGCUGUAUUUCUGUGCAAGGUGUUCGGGUCUGUCAACAACAGUAAUUGAUCUUAUGUUAAAUGGAGAACUUCAGGACUAUAGGUAUAAUUGUAAAAGUUGUAAACAAACAAUUCCAACGUUAGAGAACAUUGACAAAAAACUAUCAAAAAUCAGUGAUCAACAAGAAAGAAGAAUGUCCAGCCUAGAAGAAAAGGUAAACAGAAUAGAAAUAUCCACAAAAAAUAUAAUUAAAGAAGAAAUAAAGGAUAUCAAAAACAAUAUUAUGACGGACUUUGAAGAAAAAAUAUGUCGUAUGAUACAGGCCAGGACUAAUGAGAUGGACGACCGAAGGAGGCGUGAAUUAAAUAUUGUGGUAUUUAACCUACCGGAAGGAGGUGACAAAACAGGUAAAGAAAACAAGAAAUACGAUGAGGACAACCUAUGUGAAAUUGCGAAAGACAUUGGUCUGGACAACAUAGAAAUAGAAACAAGUUAUAGACUAGGGAAAAAGAAAGACACUGAAAAAAAUUGUAGAGUUUUAAAAGUAAUUUUGAAAGACAGGAAACAGAGAAAACAUUUACCGGAACACUCAAAAGAAAUAUCAAAAAAAUCUAGUAAGAAAUUUAGCAAUGUUGUACUUUUCAAAGACCUUACACUUUAAUAAAGACAAGAAAGAAAAUCUAAACGUGAAAAAAUAUAAAAGGAAGGAACAAUGAGCAGC